Messenger RNA from Selaginella moellendorffii, 3160 nucleotides. RefSeq names its product zinc protease PQQL-like. The record is from RefSeq and is a predicted model, not a curated record. Gene Ontology annotation, molecular function: metal ion binding; metalloendopeptidase activity. Gene Ontology annotation, biological process: proteolysis. Bases 28 to 3093 code for a protein of 1021 amino acids. NCBI's taxonomy places the organism in Eukaryota, Viridiplantae, Streptophyta, Lycopodiopsida, Selaginellales, Selaginellaceae. The transcript has 21 exons.
GGGCUUUCGAGCUCUCUGGUGGAUGAAAUGGCGAUCGCCAUGGAGCGAGGAGAGGUCGCCGCUGCUGCUGCUCCAGCCGCCGCGGACAUUCUAGCGAUGCCAUCCAAUCUCUCCUUCAAAUCGCUCAAGCCGCUGGAGCUGCGCGAGGAGGAUUUGCUGCCGUCGACGCCGGUCGGGGUCGUCUAUGGCACGCUCGACAAUGGUAUGUGUUAUUACGUUCGGCAGAAUGCCAAGCCUCGGGCGAGAGCUGCGCUCGCGCUGGGAGUCAGGAUCGGGUCGGUAAUGGAAGAGGAGGAGGAGCGUGGAGUGGCUCACAUUCUCGAGCACUUGGCUUUCAGUGCCACGACGAAGUAUACGAACCACGACAUUGUGAAAUUCCUGGAGAGCAUUGGUGCUGAAUUUGGUGCUUGUCAAAAUGCCAUGACGUCGGCAGACGAGACUAUCUACGAGCUCCUGGUUCCUGUUGAUAAACCAGAGCUUCUAUCACAAGCUAUCUCGGUCCUCGCGGAGUUUAGCGCUGGGAUUCGUGCAUCACAAGAAGAUUUGGAAAAGGAGAGGGGAGCGGUCAUGGAGGAGUACAGAGGCGAUCGCAAUGCCUUAGGACGGAUGCAACAGGCGCAUUGGUUGCUCCUCAUGCAAGGAUCAAAGUACGCUGAUCGUUUACCGAUUGGACUCGAAAAUGUCAUUCGGAAUGUCUCUGCGGAAACUGUCAGAAACUUUUAUCAUAAAUGGUAUCACCCGAAACAUAUGGCUUUUGUAGCCGUAGGAGACUUUGAAGAUACGGAGAGUGUGGUAGAACUCAUAAAGCUUCACUUUCAAGAGAAGGACCCCGUGUUUGAGAAACGGGCAUACAAUGAAUUGCCUCUAUAUCAUGUUCCAAGUCAUGAAGAGCCCCGAUUUUCCUGCUUUGCUGAAACAGAGGCCGGAGGAUCAGCUGUGGUGGCCAGCUGGAAAAUCCCAUCGAGGCAAAUUGUUACAGUUGCAGACUAUCGAUAUACUGUAGCUGAGGGAAUGUUUCACAGCGCUCUCAAUCAAAGAUUCUUUAAACUUUCAAGGCAGCAGGAGCCUCCCUUCUUUUCCUGUGCCUCAGUGGAUGACAAUCUGGUUCGACCUGUAAAAGCCUACACCAUCACUGCAAGUUGCAAGGAGAAAGGUACACUCGAAGCUGUCGAGUCCAUUCUUACUGAAGUUGCUAGAAUAAGACUGCACGGAUUUUCAGAACGUGAACUUGCAAUGGUUCGUGCGUUUUUGACAACAGACAUGGAGUCAGCAUACUUAGAAAGGGACCAGAUGCAAUCAACAUCCUACCGAGAAGAAUACAUGGAGCACUUUCUCCAUAAUGAACCUGUCGUUGGAAUUGAGUACGAAGCUCGUCUUCAAAAGGCUGUUUUACCAGGAAUCACUGCGACAGAAGUUGCUGACAUUGCUCACCUUCUCAAGGCUCGUCUCAGCUGCAUUAUCAAGACGAUAGAGCCUCGCGUUAGUGUUACGGUUAAAGAUUUAAAGAAUGUGAUUGCGAAAGUUCAAGCUCUCGAAGACGAGGGCUCUAUUCCUCCGUGGAAUGAAGAGGACGUUCCCGAGGAGGUUGUUGAGAAUAAACCUGAGCCGGGGGUCAUUCUGGAAACCACUGUUUAUGAAGAAUUUGGAGCCACAGAACUCGUCCUGAGCAAUGGGCUUCGUGUUUGUUACAAGCCGACAGACUUUUUAGAUGAUCAGAUAGUAUUUUCGGGAUUUGCAUAUGGUGGACUCUCUCAAGUGCCUGAGAAAGAUUUUCUCACCUGUUCGAUGGGAUCUACCAUUGCAGGGGAGAUUGGAGUUUUUGGACAUAAGCCGUCAGUCCUCAUGGAUAUCUUGGCUGGCAAAAGAGCUGAAGUGGGAACAAAGAUUGGGGCCUACAUGCGUAGCUUCUCGGGGGAUUGUUCUCCCACUGAUCUAGAAAUUGCACUCCAGCUGAUCUAUCAACUUUUCGUUACCAGUGUCCAUCCUGGGGACGAUGAAGUAAAGCUAGUUAUGCAAAUGACGAAGGAAGGCAUUGAGGCUCAGGAAAGAGAUCCAUUUACUGCGUAUGUUAACCGAGUUCGUGAAAUUAAUUAUGGCAACUCUUAUUACUUCAAGCCCAUUACUGUAAAAGAUCUUCGCAAAGUUGAUCCUCUGAGGGCGUGCGCUUUCUUUGAUUCUUGUUUUAAAGAUCCUUCUGCUUUUACUAUUGCGAUUGUUGGCAAGAUUAUUCCAGAGAAAGUCGUGCCGCUGAUUCUACAGUAUCUGGGUGGUAUCCCGAGUCCUUCUGAGCCUGUUAUGAAGUACAAUCGAGACGAAUUGCAAGGCCUGCCAUUUACUUUUCCUGCUGGAAUCAUAAGGGAGGAAGUUCGUCGCAGCAUGAUUGAAGCACAAGGCUCCGUACAGAUAACAUUUCCAGUGGAGCUUAAAGCUUCCAAUGUGAUGGAAGAGGUACACUUUACAAGUUUCAUAAGCAAGUUGCUAGAGACGAAAAUGAUGCAAGUUUUAAGGUUCAAGCAUGGGCAGAUAUAUACUGCAUCCGUUUCGGCUUUUCUGGGCGGAAGUAAGCCAUCAAGGUCAAGCGAUGUAUGUGGUGACAUUGCGAUCAGCUUCUCCUGUGAUCCCGAUAGCGCCUGGAAACUUGUCGAAUUCUCUCUUGAAGAGGUUGCAAGGUUGCAACUAGAAGGACCCACCAAACAGGAAGUUUUGACGGUCUUGGAGAUUGAGCAGAGAGCUCACGAGAAUGGGCAACAGGAGAACGUAUAUUGGCUAGACCGAUUGUCGCGAGCGUAUCAAUCAAGGCUCUACGUUGGCGACUUGAACACCUCGUUCCAGGGACAAGACCAAUGGAGGGACUCAGUAAGGUCCUCUCUCGACGAAGUCGCAAUGCAGAGGGCACUGUGUAGAAUCUUGCCAGUUCCAUGCGCUCAGCGUCACACGGCAGUGGCUUUGGUUCCGAGACCUUCCCGGAUGAAAGCCAUCGCCGGUUUACUCAACUCUACUACAGUGUCACGCAAGCUUGUAAUAGCGGCAGCGGGGGCUGGAAUGUGCGUCUUCAUGCUGUGGAGAUUAAGACAACGGCGCGUAUCUUCAUAGCGCGCCAAUUUUUCAUACUUUUAGAAUAUUCUUUCUUCAAACAGGAUCCAGAACCUUCUAGAUUCCA